This is a messenger RNA of Anoplophora glabripennis (Asian longhorned beetle), 1741 nucleotides long. It is a transcript of the gene DCAF12, whose product is annotated as DDB1- and CUL4-associated factor 12. NCBI's taxonomy places the organism in Eukaryota, Metazoa, Arthropoda, Insecta, Coleoptera, Cerambycidae. Gene Ontology annotation, molecular function: protein binding. Gene Ontology annotation, cellular component: Cul4-RING E3 ubiquitin ligase complex. The transcript has 6 exons. The coding region runs from base 162 to 1526 and encodes 454 amino acids. The record is from RefSeq and is a predicted model, not a curated record.
UAAUGUUUGUUGAUAAACCAUUAACUUUUUUGCACUUCCCAAUUCUAAAAAUGUUUAUGGGUUAAUUUCAAAAUCUUGAAAGAGAUAUAUCUGAAUGCUAACUAAAUUUUUAUUAUAAUUGAAGGAUAUGUUAUAUAACUUCCGUAUAGGGUAGUCCAAUAAUGUCCAAAACUCGAAUGCGCCCUAUUUUCGGGCAGACCCCUUCGUGCUCUAUAAAGCAUAGACUCGAAGAAAGAAGAAAUAGAAUAAAAGCUUUAAAGUUAGAGCAAAGUAGGAAGCCUGACAAACCCGAAGACUUCAUCACAUAUGAAGACAGCGAUAGUGAAGAAGAGCCAGCUUCUGUAGAGAACGAAAUACUACAUACUUCAUAUAAUUUUGUGGAUUAUGUACGCAACAGGGAAAUACAGAACUCGAAGAUUUCCUCUAUAGGAGGGGAUUACGGGAGUCGGCACAUCUUGACCCACGAAAUGUUCAAAGAAACAGCUAUAAGUUUAGGUAAUAUGAAUAAAGUGUUCUGUUCACAGUGGUUAAGUGACCGUCAGGUAGUUUUUGGGACAAAAUGCAACAAGUUAAUGGUAUAUGAUGUCGUAACACACAAGAUAGAUCAAAUACCUUCUUUAUUAAGCAAACGAGAUAUUUUGGGUAACGAGCAACAGCAAUGUGGCAUCCACUCUGUACAAAUCAACCCUUCUAGAACAUUAUUAGCUACAGGCGCCCGUAACACUUGUGAUAUAGCUAUUUAUAGGUUGCCAACAUUGGACCCUGUAUGUGUUGGCGAAAAUGCUCAUAGAGACUGGGUCUUCGAUAUGUGUUGGUUAGAUGACGAGUUUUUAGUUUCUGGUUCGAGAGACACUAAAAUGGCUCUGUGGAGAAUUACUCCGGAUAUGUUAGAAAAUAAACAAGAAGUUCCUAGACAUCGGCAUAUAUCUGCCAUAUCUGUCAAAGAUUGUCAAAAUUCUCAAAAGGUUAGGGCGUUGACUUUUAAUAAAAGAUAUGAAGAAAUAGCGGCGUUAAGUCUAAAUGGUUACAUCCAUAUUUGGAACGCAGAAACAUUCAAACAGAAAUUAUCGAGGAAAUUGCCCUCUUCUCAGGAAAAUGUCUGUUUAGCUGUACAAGACUCAGGAUUAUACGCUAUCGGUUGUAGAUCAUAUACCUUGCUGUUAGACUGUCGAACUUUGCAGGCUGUGAGGAAGGUGUCGUCUAGGUAUUCCGGAUGCGGAAUACGAUCAGCCAGCUUUCAGGGAGAUGUCCUUACGGUAGGUACCGGUUUGGGUACGCUGAUGUUCUAUGACCUUAAAGCCGGUAAAUACCUGGAAUCUAGCAUAAAUUCGUCGAGGACGGUCGUACUUAAAGCAAGUAAAGGUUACGUGUUUCCAGAUGAGGAGUUUGUCGACAACAUACAAAAUAUAAAAUACGUUCCUGCGAUCUACACACAUUGCUACGACACCAGCGGCACUAGAUUAUUCACGGCAGGCGGGCCUCUACCCGCCACAUUAACGGGCAACUACGCGGGUCUAUGGCAGUGAAAUUAGGUGAUUUUAAUUAUGAUUGCGAAUGGAAUUCGGUUGGUUUCUUACGUACCACGAGUGAAGCGUGAAUGAUUGUAGUAAGCAGAGCAUUUAUUAAUUUGUACAGUACGAUAACAGAUUUAUAUGACAGACCUGAAAAAAGAUUUGUGGCCACCGAUUUCUUCCAGCUACUGAUUAUAUGCACAAAAAGUGUAAGUUGACAAAAUUUUGAA